Messenger RNA from Dreissena polymorpha, 3652 nucleotides. Its product is annotated as mannosyl-oligosaccharide glucosidase-like. Gene Ontology annotation, cellular component: endoplasmic reticulum membrane. Bases 78 to 2513 code for a protein of 811 amino acids. Gene Ontology annotation, molecular function: Glc3Man9GlcNAc2 oligosaccharide glucosidase activity. The record is from RefSeq and is a predicted model, not a curated record. Gene Ontology annotation, biological process: protein N-linked glycosylation; oligosaccharide metabolic process. Lineage: Eukaryota; Metazoa; Mollusca; Bivalvia; Myida; Dreissenidae. The transcript has 4 exons.
AGUGCUUUGUAGCCGUUAUACAUGUAGGAUGAUGUACAUGGCCACGUAGAUUCGCCGGUCUACUGUUUUCAACAAAAAUGACGAAAGACAGGCAUCUAAGACAGAGGCAAAUCAAACGCGAAUCUAUCAUACACGGAAGACCUGUGGAAUCAAAAACAAAAUCGUCCCAGGACACAAAUAAGAUCAUUUUAGCCGCAGUUUGCAUGAUAGCUGCGUUAUGUGGUUUUGGUUAUUUUAGAUACCAGAUGUACUUAAGGGAGCUUGUGAAAACUCCGCUUUACUCUCCAACAGUGUUGACUAAGGAUAGCACAAGUGCCGCGUCAGAUCCGGACAGGUUCUGGGGUACUUACCGAGCUAAUACCUACUUUGGGCUGCGUACUAGAAGCCCAAAGUCACCAUUAUUCGGAAUGAUGUGGCUGAACCAGCAAACUCAGCAGAUGCCUCCACCAAUAAGACAUUGGUGUGAUCAGGGUGACAAAUUACAUAAGUAUGGAUGGCUAAAACAUGAUGGGAGACAUUUUGGAGUUCAAGAAAUACACGAUGGAGACUUCAAAGUGACCACCUCGUUUGUGAAAAGGCCUGGAGGCAGCCAUGGGGGAGACUGGACAGCCUACAUUGAUGUCUCUAAUACCACAACUCGGCCGGGACUGGUCUCAUUGAUGUUCUACGUUGCCCUUGAUGAUCAGGGCCAGCUGCAACCAGUCUUAGCGAAAAAUUCUCCACGAAUCAAUGCCAUAAAUGGGUACACGCAGGAUCUUGGCCAUUUUAAAUUGACGUUUCCAAAGUCCACAGGAUCCACUCUGCGGCACAAUUAUCUCAUUACUUUAGCACCUGGGGUUAAUAAACUAAAGGAGGCCCUAAUAAAAGGUAUUAAAGUCGAGGCCUGGGAUAAAGCAAGAAAAGUUCCCUUCUUUGUGCUGGGAGGGGACCAGGUAUCCUCAGAUGCGGAGAGUGGGCCAAAUUUCAUGGUUCACCAAAUCACUGCAGAGUUGCCGUUCUCGAUGGAGGUUCUGUUUGAGUCGGCAAGCAAUGUUGACAGGCCCAACCAUUUACAGGGGGACAUUUUUCAAUCCUUGCUUAGUGAGCAUUCUCAGAAAUUUGAAAACAAGUUUACAAACACAUUUCAACUGCAGAAAAAAGGGUUUUCUGAUGGUCAGAUCGAAUUUGCAAAAGCAGCUUUAAGUAAUAUGCUUGGAAGCAUUGGAUACUUUUAUGGCAGCUCUUUAGUUCAGUCAGUUUAUAACGAGGAACCAGUUCCCUACUGGAAUGCCGCUUUAUACACUGGCGUGCCAUCACGGUCAUUUUUCCCACGUGGGUUUCUUUGGGACGAAGGCUUUCACAAUCUAUUGAUCAGCAAAUGGGAUCCAGAGAUCUCAAAGGAUAUUGUUUCCCACUGGCUGGACUUGAUGAACACUGAAGGAUGGAUACCGAGGGAGCAAAUUCUUGGAGCAGAAGCGAGGGACCGUGUUCCAGCGGAAUUCGUAGUUCAGAGAAACCAGAACGCAAAUCCACCUACUCUGAUCCUUCCACUUAAAACACUGGUUCCGUACAUUCUGCAAAGUGAGACAGAAGAGCAAUCUUUAAAGCGAAUCCUGCCCAGAUUGAAGACUUGGUUUAACUGGUACAACACCACGCAGCUCGGACCAAUACCAUUCACUUAUCGGUGGAAGGGAAGGGACAGGAAAACUGUACGGGAACUGAACGCAAAAACGCUAACCUCUGGGUUGGACGAUUAUCCACGAGCCUCUCAUCCCACAGACGAUGAGUAUCAUGUGGAUCUCCGUUGUUGGAUGGCACUGUUUUCUGGCCUGAUAGCCGACAUCAGCAAGUCAAUUGGUGAAGACGCAACUGCAUACGAGUCCACACAUGCUCUCCUUUCAGAUAAUGGCUUGCUUGAUGAAUUGCACUGGUCGGAAAAGAAACAGCAGUACAGCGACUACGGGCUCCACACUGACAAAGUGAAGCUUGAGAAACCCCAACCUAAACCGAAUCAACCGCCAAUGCACUUGGAGAAAGAACGAGUUGUGUACAGUGACCCACAGCUUGGGUUUGUGAACGCUUUUGGUUAUGUGAGCUUGUUUCCAGUGUUAUUGAAAAUCCUUGAACCUACCUCACCAAAAUUAUUUAAAAUUUUCACAGAUAUACGCAACGAAAAACUUGUGUGGACCGACUUUGGUUUACGCUCGCUGGGUCAGACAACGCCCUUGUAUAAUCGUUACAAUACAGAGCAUGACCCGCCAUAUUGGAGGGGUGCCAUAUGGAUCAACAUGAACUAUCUGGCGCUGGGCGCACUAGACUAUUACAGAAAAGCCCCCGGGCCUUAUCAAUCCCAGGCUGACAGAUUGUACGUCGAACUGAGAAACAACCUAAUCAAUAACAUGUAUAAUCAGUAUGUAAAGACUGGGUAUAUAUGGGAGAACUACAGCGACAAGACUGGAGAGGGUAAAGGGUGCCAUCCAUUUACAGGAUGGUCAGCCUUGGUUACACUUAUCAUGUCAGAAGUAUACGAAUGACAUUUACAUGCAUUAGCUAAGGAUGCAUUGUUGUUUAAAUAUUUUAACCUCUUACCCAUGGCAGCUUCUAGAGUGUGUUAUGCAUGUAGCAUUUUUUUAAACAAAUGUACUGAUGUGCCAGUUGACUAGUUUGACACUUAUAUGAACAUUUCAGCCAUGUUAUGGACUAAAGUCAAAAUAAGUUGUAUCCAGACUGUUUAAUAAAUAAAAAGAUUAUUCCCUCACAUUGAUAAAUAUUUUUAAUAAAAUUCACCCCUUUAAAAAAGAGGUGUAUUAUGGGAACACAUUUGGCAGACAGUAAGCAGCGUCUUGAACGAUGUUAGCUCAUUAAUAAAACAAUUUAAAUCAUCAUGAGACUUUUUAUAUGUGUGUUUUUUUUUUAUCUUUACUAGUUUGAUGACCAGCCAGAUCACUUGAAGCACUUGUAAAAUAUUGCCUUUGAAUAAUAAUAUUGUCUGCUUUCUUAACUCACAAAGUUUGAAGGCAAUCCUCAUGAAACAUGGUGAUUCUGUUUGCUGGCAUAAAGGCCAGUUGCAUCAAGGUCAAGGUCACUGUUACUUAAAAAAACAACACCUGCAGACCUUUGGUUCAAAAAGCAAUAUCUUAAAUAUUGAAAAUUUGGUGUUCAUGUUUUUGUAUUUUAUUAAUUGCAUUUACAUGUAAAUGUAUUAUGAUUAAAACACAUUUUCAAGUCAUGUGUGUAAACAAAAACAAACAUUAACAACAAAGGGAUACAUGUAAUGUUUCUCUUGUUAUAACAAUUAGUCCAGCAUCAGAGUCUGUUUUCAAUCUGUUGAUGGAUAUUUUGUGUUUAUUUAUAUAACUGCAAAUAACUAGAGAUUAAUAUUAUAUGUUAACAAAUCUUAUUUGUGUAUUUCAAGAAAUAUUCCCUGGUCAAUUGUGUAUCAUGUUUUAUUUAUUCAAGAUUCUCAUGUAAUUUCAUUUUUAUUUUACUUUGAAGUCCAGUUUUUAUUAAGUGCCAAGGAUGUGCAUGAAAUCAAAUUUGCAUUGCACAUCAUGUUCAUGUUUUCAUGUAAUGUUGUAAUUUAUUAUAUUUUGGUAUGCUGGUGUGUUUUUUAUGAAGGGAUAAGUAAAAGAGUUGUAAAAUAUUAAUUUGAAUAAAAUGCAUUUCUAAAUUA